UUUGAACAUUCACCAUCAGAUUUGCUGCAUUUCCUUGAAAGAGCAAUAGUUUUGUUCAUUUAUUUCAGUUUUCUGUUGUAGGCUGUAUUUCUGCUUGGGCGUGACUCAAGGCGGGCAAAGAUGUAAAUUGCUCUACAUGUUUGAGUCGGUCCCAUGCAGAAAUACAGACUUAAGUUGAAAAAAUCCAGGGUUUUGUUUUACAUUUAUUUGUUCUGUUUUCAUACAGUUGUGCUCAAAGUCCACAAGUGUCACAAAGAUUUCCCAGUGUCUUUGUUGUGCCAAAAUUCCCCAAGAGCAUACAGACUAAAUUGGACAGUAAAGAACCAUGCCAUAAAACUGGAUUUUAUCGCACCAAAAUAGUUGGUGUCCUUCAAGAAACCAUGGCUCAGUACACAAUGUAUCCUUCAGGUGAAGAUUAUGUGAAGGUUGCCAAGGCACUUGUUACCAAAUACCCUUUUUUGAAGGAUAUAGAAGGGAAUGGAUAUCACACCUGGCACAUGUCAUUGAAAAGGAAGUUCAAAACUGAACGUUCACCACUCGUGGAUGAAGAAGAAGUCAAACAAUUCAAAGCAAAAUUUGGUCAUCGCAAAGGCAAGUCCAAAGAGGCACCAACCCAGACUACGUGUGAAAGAAGACGUGAAAUGAGAAAUGAGUCUGAAGAAGGUCCUAUUGGCGAAGAUGCUGUCUCAAUUGAUGCCCAUGUAAAAGUCUUGCAAAUGCAGUAUGAACGGACUCAACCAGAUAGAACCAUUGUGGAGGAAAAAAUGAGACGCACAUUUCUCUUGAGAAGAUGUGAGCUGCAACAAGACGGAAUGUCAGCUGUUGAGGCCAUCAGAAAGUAUCCCUUCCUGAAAACACCAUGUGGGCUGUAUCAAGAAAUGGGACGAAUCUGCAAAAUCACAGAUUUAAGCCAACGUUUCCGAGAAUCAUUCAGAAGUCUGGUACCCUCUGUGCUGAAAGCAGUCCAUGGGAAGUCCUGUCUGGAGAAGGAAUAUUUGGAGGCCAGAGCUGAAGUAACUUCAGAGGAAGUUGACGACCUAGAGUUCCGAGCUGCCUUGGUGCUCUUACCAACUAUCUUCAAAGAGAAACUGGACAACUACAUUGCACUGAAUGAUGGAGAUCCAGCUACACCUUACCCAACUGUUCAGGUGGCCGGCACAUCAAACUGGAGACGAAUAUUCAGCGAGCGUAGACUCCCCGUGAACAUCAAGGUGGAUGGAACCAAGCCCUACGUCUACACUUCUAUCAGGACGAAUUUGAGGACCCCGUAG
Messenger RNA from Scatophagus argus, 1271 nucleotides. Its product is annotated as sterile alpha motif domain-containing protein 3-like. The transcript is spliced from 8 exons. NCBI's taxonomy places the organism in Eukaryota, Metazoa, Chordata, Actinopteri, Scatophagidae. The record is from RefSeq and is a predicted model, not a curated record. Bases 381 to 1271 code for a protein of 296 amino acids.